AUGGCCAUCCUCGACCCAGCUCAGCUUUCUUCGGCUUCCGAAAUGCGCUCUCACCUCCAAUCCCUUCUCGAUGAAAAAGAGAAGCAACUUCAACAAGCUGGAACUCUUGGGCAGCGGGUACUUGCCCAGCAGAUGGAACUCGAAGAGCGCAUCCGCCAGUUACAGGAAAUCAUUGGCGACAGCGAGAGUGCAGAAGGAGGCUACGACUCAGGAGGAGAGGGAGCCAUUACUAAUGAAGAGGCGAGAGACAAGCUGAUGGAAUUGACUGAAACUUUGGUACAGUGGGAUCGGGAUAAUGCAGUUUUGUCCAAUGCGUUCGGCAAAUCGUCAGCGUCGCCGUCAUUGACCGCAGCGGAAUUACCUCGCGAAGAGUCCGUCGGAGAACGUUCUAAGGCAUCAACCAGUGCUGCAGCACAAAGUAGGCGAGCCAAGAAUGCAGCCCACCGUCAGGAUGAUGUUGAAUUCGCUUUUGAAAUUGGCAGUGGACUUCUCAACGAAGUCCGUCGGCUACAGAGUCUACUUGGUGAACGAGACAAAGCUAUACAAGACAUGAAAGAAGAAAGAGAUGAUUUGGAGGCCUCGGUGGAGAGCCUACGUACUGCUCUCAAACAGCAGGAACAAAGUGCAGACAAAUUCAAGGAAGAGAACUGGAACCUCGAAGUCACUCUCCAAGAUUUACGAACGCAACUCAAUAAUUCUCUUUCUCACACUGCCAAACUUGAGGGAGAUCUCAAGAAACUCACCAAGUCUCUCGCUACCACUCAGAAUGCUCACGAAACCGCCAAGUCAGAUCUCGCGUCCACUCAAGUUUCUCUAGAAGCCCUUCAAGCAAAACAUGAGACCGAUAGCGCACUUGCACGAAAACACGCCGCGGGUUUGCAACGCGAUAAAAGCGAAUUACAAGGGACUGUUGAUCGAUUAAAGAACGAGAUAGAAAGGGCUUCUCGAAGGCCUGGUAUUGGUGGUAGUAGGUUUGGAAAUGCAUCCGGGCAAAGUCCUACCGCCUUAGGUUACAAGCCUGACGGGACUCCGAACGAUUUUCUCACUCCAGGUGGUCCUGAUGGGGGUGAUCUUUUCAGUGGAUCCACCAACAACCGCAGAGGCAAGAUUGGUUUUGGAUAUAGCUUGGGAGACGAAUUCGAUCUGGACGUUGAUGCUGAUUCGCCAGACAACUCCCCGUUGCCUGGCGGAGCGUCCCCGUUCAUGGCGCCUAGUCACCCUACCAAUGAGAUUGAAGCUCUACAACAAAGGCUUGCACAUGCUCAAAGACAAAUAUCAACAUUGCAGAGUACGGUAAGAAGGGAAAAAAGAGAGAAGAUGGAUUUGAGGAAGAAGUUGGGUAUGUCGGAGGCGGAUGAGAAUGACGAGUGGGUGGACGGUGAUGGUGUUGAAGAAGAGGUUCAAGAUGAAGAUCAGACCUUUGCUAACGGUACUGCGGCCCAGAAGCAUGGGCGACAACAUUCUGGAACCCCAUACCGAACUGGUCACGGAGGUAGAGGCUUAAGGCGAAUGCGGCGUGGUGGGCUCACCCUCAACGAACGUCUGUCCCUGGCAUCUUCACAAGGGGACGAUGAUGACGAUGAGGAGGAGGAGCUCGAAAAAGAGGAUCAAGUACCGGACAUAACUCCAGCGUCGCCCUCGCCUGCAGCCUCCAACCGAAAUAGUGUUGCCAGCGUCACAAGCAUCGAGGGGAUGGACCCGGCGUUCGCAAAUAUUCUCAAACGGACUCCUUCGACAUCUUCUGUGGGCCAUGGUUCACCAAGUCCCCUUAGACAGUCCUUACUGAGACGUUCUACGCGUGGCGGACGAGGAAGGCCCAUGUCUGGUAGUGUCAGUGGGAGGAGGAGAGGCAUAGGAUUGAGCAUUAACGGAGGCAGACCGCCGAGCGUGGUAGAUAUCCCCGAGGAUCUGGGCCAAGCGCUUGGGGAUGUAAGCGUUGGAAAUGGUUCUGGGAAUGCCACGGCCAUGGGAAUUAUGGCGGAACUUGGAAUGGAAGAGCAGCAAAUCAUUGAGGUCGAGACAGAGGAGAUCGGAUGUCAGACCGAUGAGAUGGAACCACUCGUUCUGGAGAUUAUAAAGGAAGUCCCAGUUGAGGUUAUCAAGGAGGUCGAGGUUGUGAGAGAGAUACCUGUUGAGGUGGUCAGAGAAGUCAAAAUUCCUGUUGAAGUUCCUGUCAUCCAGGAGGUCAUUAAAGAGGUCCCCGUAGAAGUCGUGAAGGAGAUAGAGGUCGUGAGGGAGGUGAAGGUUCCCGUGGAAGUCAUUAGGGAGGUUAAAGUCCCGGUGGAAAUAAUCAAAGAGGUUCAGGUUCCUGUCGAAGUGAUUCGCGAAGUCCAAGUAGAGGCACCAGCUAUCACAAGAAACGUGGUAGAUUCGGCCGUCCAGCAUGAAGCCCAGGAGGAACGACUAGUUGAAACGAAAGCAGUCAACACUGAAGGAUUGCAGACAGCCGAUGUCGAAAUACAGACCAAACCAUUCCUUCUCUCCACGCCACCUGUUGAAUCUGAACGCACCAGAAAGAUGACUCUCACCCAGAGAGAUAUCUCUGCCCUCAGCUUCGGAAGCGCAGGGGAAACCACUGUCCGUACCGGUUCAGGGCGUCCUCUACUUGGUGUUGGGAGUAUCGGACACGAUGUUCAAGAAUCAGACGAUGAAUUUGACGACGGUGUAACCGAAACUGGCGGAGAAAUGGAGACCGACGGCGAAACCGAUACCGACGACUACCAGGAUGCUAGGCAGAGUAUUAUGGCUUCCACGCCCUCAGCAUCUACAGAUGACUUCCACUCCACGUUAACGGUCACUGAUAACGAAGGAUCCGCAGACGAGUGGGAUGAGGGCGAGACAGAUGGGGAGAGCAUCAAAACCUCAACUCUCAGCAAAGCAAGGUCAACUAUGUCCCAAUCGAGGUCUUCUUUCUAUGCUACGCCCUCGGGUUCCGCCCAUGCUGUUGGCCUCGUCGGUACCUCUAUAGGCAAGUUCCCAAUAACCUACGAAUCCAAAGGUGUCGAGGCUACAUCAAUCGAUGGACCUCCCAUUGCCACCCCAACCUCUCGAGGGAUGCCUCAACCUCCCCCUACUAUCGUCAAACCGGACGUCAGAGAGAUGUCGGUACAAACAGAGCUAGAAUUCUUUCCACUUCCAAAAGCUAUUUCUACUCCCCCCCAAUCAAUUUCAGGUUUACCUUCUGUCUCUCAAUCGCCAAUCAUGUAUUGCGUGGGUCCAGGACCUGGAACUCAGCAAUUCCAAUUUGUUACGCCUACCACGCCACCGUCCACCAAGUCAAAUGGCUUAGGCUCAGCGACUAUCAUUUCACCUGUUCCUUCUCCCUCCUCUAACCUGUUGAGGGAAUCUACAGGAGGUUUUGGAGGCCUUUCGACUCUCUUUCCUCGUCACUCUGUGGAUGAACAUCGGAGGAAACAGUCAGUUGAAUCUGCUGUAUCGUCUAUUCUCGAUGAUGCUACACCGACCGCACACACUAAUCGUUCCAGAGUAGCUUCCGCCAAUAACAACGGGAUACCCCCUCCAGUCGACAAAACUAGACCUCCAACGAUGAUCGUUCCACCGCCUCCUCGAGCACCUCCUCCACCCGGGAGCAUGCCUCCACCCAGCUUUAUACCAGAGCGGAGAAUACCCACUAGUUCCACCGCUUCACAUGAUCGCGAUGUGGCCCCACCGAGACCAUCCUCGCCUCCACCCCCAGAACUCAUACAACGUGCCACCACCCCGACAUUCGGUUCAGUUCUUUCUGUACCCGGUGGCAAUAGAUUCGGGUCUGUUAGGCAACAUGGAUCUUUACCUCCACAAGCCAUUCGUCAACUACCGUCGACAAGUAGUUUCAGGAGUGUGGCGAACCCCGUCAACAAAGAUUAUGGCUUUGCCACCCUGCAAGCUGGUAAAGAAGUGUCCACAACUUCACUUGCCAGUGGGGGAAGCGGUAUUGGGAGCGCCAGGUCGUCGUUAUCCUCUGACCAGCACCCGUAUCUCUCAAGGAACCCAAGUCACUCAACCCCAAACAAAGGUGGUGGAUUGGGUGGAAUGGCGAACACGAUGGGGAUCUCGAGAUCUCAAGUGGCGAACCCCACCGAUCCCGCCGUCAUCCACUCUAUCACGCAGACCAUGAUUGGGGAGUUCUUGUACAAAUACACUAGAAAGGCUAUUGGCAAAGGACACGGGACUGCGCGACACAAAAGAUUCUUUUGGGUACAUCCUUAUACAAAGACCUUAUACUGGAGUUCAGCAGAUCCCAACUCAACGAACGUAGCAGAAUCAAGUGCCAAGAGUGCAUAUAUCGAGGGAGUGCGAUCUGUGCUAGAUCCAAACCCUAUGCCCCCCGGUCUGUAUCAGUACAGUGUCAUUGUUUCUACACCUCAGAGAGAGAUGAAGUUCACUGCUCCGACAAAAGAACGCCACGACAUUUGGCUUAACUCUUUGAAAUAUCUUCUGGCAAGGCCCAACCCGACCCACGUAACAUCGCCCGGAAAUGUUCCCAACGCUCCCGAAAGUCCCAUAUCCGACCAAGGGUUUGACGAUGAUCAUAAUCUUGCCGUGAACUCAAGUCCCCAGAGCCAACGGAGUAGCCGGAGUGCUCGAAAAGACGUAUCAUGGAACACGACUCCUCGCGGGAAAAGAAGCAGAUCGCAAUUAUCUGUUGGAAGGGGGUCCAUAGGUAGACGGGCUGGAACACCCGCUGCGGAGUAUCUGCGAUGGAAUGGCCCCGAAAGUCCCCUCAGUCCUUCCAAGUCAUUUGUUGAUGUACCCGCCAACGAGUACGGUGACGGGAACUUGGACUUCGAGCUACACGGUGAUACAUUGUCCGAUGAGGGUUUUGAAGGACUAGAGAAUGUUCGAGCUUGUUGUGAUGGAAGGCACACUGUUGGCCAUUCUGGAAAACCCCCACAUCAUCAUCAUCAUCAUCACGAAGGGGCAGGUUCACAAAAUGGCGAUCAUAGUGGCCCUUUGAGGCCCGUGUCCCCAUCAGCAUGGUCUUUCCGUUCUAGUACCAACUCGCACGAUGGUGGCGGCAGUUUAUUUCCUUGGGGGAGAGGGGAAGACGGCAAGUUGAGAUUUGGGUCGAGGAGGUCGAACAAAUCGGUGUUCACUUGA
Marasmius oreades (fairy-ring Marasmius) is the source of this 5100-nucleotide messenger RNA. RefSeq lists its product as uncharacterized. The coding region runs from base 1 to 5100 and encodes 1699 amino acids. The record is from RefSeq and is a predicted model, not a curated record. Gene Ontology annotation, molecular function: phospholipid binding; tubulin binding. Gene Ontology annotation, biological process: microtubule cytoskeleton organization; dynein-driven meiotic oscillatory nuclear movement; establishment of mitochondrion localization. NCBI's taxonomy places the organism in Eukaryota, Fungi, Basidiomycota, Agaricomycetes, Agaricales, Marasmiaceae. Gene Ontology annotation, cellular component: cell cortex; mitochondrion. The transcript has 6 exons.